AUGGCUAGAACUAAGCAAACAGCAAGAAAGUCUACUGGUGGUAAGGCACCAAGAAAGCAAUUGGCCUCCAAGGCUGCCAGAAAAUCUGCUCCAUCUACCGGUGGUGUCAAGAAGCCUCACAGAUAUAAGCCAGGUACCGUUGCUUUAAGAGAAAUUAGAAGAUUCCAAAAAUCUACUGAAUUGUUGAUCAGAAAAUUACCUUUCCAAAGAUUGGUCAGAGAAAUUGCUCAAGAUUUCAAGACCGACUUGAGAUUCCAAUCUUCUGCUAUCGGUGCUUUGCAAGAAUCCGUCGAAGCUUACUUAGUCUCUCUAUUCGAAGACACUAACUUGGCUGCUAUCCACGCCAAGCGUGUUACUAUCCAAAAGAAAGAUAUCAAGUUGGCUAGAAGAUUGAGAGGUGAAAGAUCAUAA
This is a messenger RNA of Vanderwaltozyma polyspora DSM 70294, 411 nucleotides long. It is a transcript of the gene HHT2, whose product is annotated as histone H3. Gene Ontology annotation, biological process: rRNA transcription. Gene Ontology annotation, molecular function: structural constituent of chromatin; protein heterodimerization activity; DNA binding. Gene Ontology annotation, cellular component: nucleosome. Lineage: Eukaryota; Fungi; Ascomycota; Saccharomycetes; Saccharomycetales; Saccharomycetaceae. The record is from RefSeq and is a predicted model, not a curated record. Bases 1 to 411 code for a protein of 136 amino acids. The transcript has a single exon.